Molecule: messenger RNA, 1314 nt
Organism: Tetrapisispora phaffii CBS 4417
Lineage: Eukaryota; Fungi; Ascomycota; Saccharomycetes; Saccharomycetales; Saccharomycetaceae
Gene: RRN11
Product: Rrn11p
Exons: 1
Coding region: 1-1314 (437 amino acids)
Biological process (GO): nucleolar large rRNA transcription by RNA polymerase I; transcription initiation at RNA polymerase I promoter
Cellular component (GO): RNA polymerase I core factor complex
Molecular function (GO): TBP-class protein binding; RNA polymerase I general transcription initiation factor activity; RNA polymerase I core promoter sequence-specific DNA binding
Source: RefSeq, a predicted model, not a curated record
AUGUUUGAAUUGCCUGUGAGUAGCAAUAUAACUAUAAAUGCAUUCAAUUUGAAAAAAUUGCGAUAUCAAUAUAUCAACGAUAUCAAUGCAAAACACAAUGAAUUAUCUAAGAAUGAGUUACCUACACCAGUGACUUCUGAGAAUGAUACAGGUGGUGAAGAUCUUGAUGGCGAUAGUGAACAUAAUUUAACGUCUGAAGACGCAGAAGUCGCUCAAGAGAGAAGGAUUAGGAGAUGGAAGAGCAUUAUGGGGGAAGCUAUAGAUGACGAUGAAGACGACAAUAACCAUGACGACGAUGUAGAUAAUGAAUUCGAAGACAAUGGUCCCACAGAUGAAGAGAAGAAAUACUUUUUAAGAUAUGAUAAACCACAAGAAAGUUUUGAAAAAUGGGAAAGUAAUAAUCUAAAGAGGCAACGACAUGUGAAUAAGAAUUUUAUUACCUAUUAUAGAUUUAAAAAAACUAGAAAACAAAUUGAUAAAAAAUAUAAAGUCAAAACUAUGCAUCUCAAUAAGAACGUCAAAAAUAAUUUCGAAUUGAUGAUAGAUGGGUUUGAGCCCAUCAAUGAUAACAAUAUCAGUAGGAAUAGAAAUCUGCAAAAUUACAACAAGCAUCAUUUAUCUCUUCUCACUGAUCUGAUGUACAGCAACAUCUUCAAGCAAAAAUGGGAUAUUGCAUACAAGUGUUUUACUUUUUUGCUUCGGAUACCUGACGUUGACAUUAGAAGAGUCUGGAACCUGGGCUCUAUUAUAUUACAAAACAUUGAUACCACAAAGCUAAUUGAUUUUCUGCAAUGGCUAAGCAAUGUGUAUUCUAACAAAAACAGAUCUUUUGUACAGGGCAUCAAUUACAGAAAUGAUCAAACAAACUUCAAUGGUGGUUCCAGAAGAUUGACACCUCUAUAUACCAAAACUCUACUCUGGCAUAAACUAACCCUAAGCAGCGACAGCGAAACCUGCGAAAGCGAGAUAGAUAGCUUGAUAGAACAAAUAGCUGAAAUGGUUGUUAUCCCACCGUAUAGUGAGGAUAAUGAAAUUUGGUAUAUAUUUGCUCUGUGCCAUCUAGUGAAAGCAGACAACCUUUCCGAGAAAUUAUAUUUCAUGAGCAGAAGGAAUCCAGAAGUAGACGAAAUGGACACAUACCCAUACGACACAGAAAUAUACAAUAAUAAAAUCACCAUAUGCAUAAACAAUUGUAAAAAAUACUUAAGGAAAGCCACACAAGACAAGAAUUUCGACUACCCAGCUAGAACAAUUGAAACUAAACUAAAGACAAUCGAAACCAGAACGUUUGACUUCGAGUCAAUGCCAGAAUAA